Scheffersomyces stipitis CBS 6054 is the source of this 729-nucleotide messenger RNA. RefSeq lists its product as uncharacterized. The transcript has 2 exons. The record is from RefSeq and is a predicted model, not a curated record. Bases 1 to 729 code for a protein of 242 amino acids. NCBI's taxonomy places the organism in Eukaryota, Fungi, Ascomycota, Pichiomycetes, Serinales, Debaryomycetaceae.
AUGACAAAACCUUAUUGGAACCAUCCUGUCUUGAAGAAUCCUGUGAAAUGGUUACCAGGCCGGAAGCAACACGCGGCCUCACUCUAUCAGAAAGGAUUCUAUGAAAAUCUCACAUCCAACCCGUUUGCCAGGCAGCUAGAAGAGACACGAGCUGAUGGAACAACGGUGCGAUUUCCUCAGGGAAACCUCAUCAAGUUGACUGUAGAUAGCAUUAGAGAUACGUCUGUAGAAUGUAAAGAUGUUAACACCAAAGAUAUGAACAGGCUCUGGAUAUUCCCCAUUAUCAAUAGGGCGGUUUCGCAGGAGAAGUUUUAUUAUAAUGCCAAUCACAUCCUCAAUAACAGGCGCUAUCUAGAGAGUGUGGUAAGAGAUGCCAAAUUGAGCAAGAGGUUUUUGCCUAGAAAGGUUCAGUUCAACAGCUCUAGCGAUAUCAAAAGAGCAUCUGAGUUCCUUCCUCAUUUUUCUGAGGUGGUCAAACACCUCUACGAGAAUAAUAUAGUUAAAUUAGCAAAAGGACCCUUUACCACAAAAGGAAAAAACGGCAUUAUCAUAGGCACACAAGGUCCCUUAAUCAUAUUCCGAGAUAACGUUGCGGUCAUCAAUAUACUGAAGCUUGUAGAAAAUUUUGAAACUAUUCUACUGCCCCAAAAAGACUCCAUCUACAUAGAUUUCGAGAAGCAUCCUGAACUUUGCGAAUUGAUCAUUUUGCUAGUCGACUACCGCAGCUAG